GGCACAACAAAACAAAGCUUAUCUUGGCUUGUGAUGCUGUAUGUGGACAUUACGGAGAGGUCCUGUGUAUUCAGGGUGUGUCAGCCCCGUGCCUGUACAACACUACACACCGCUUCACUGAGGUUGGCACCUGAAGGCAGCGCUCACUGGGGUCUACCGUCAUUGGAAGUUUAUUCGCCGAAGACCCGGGACCUCAUUAGUUAUUUACUAUCAGGAUGCAAAGGCUGACUUUGGGCUUUUAUUCAUCAUGGACAGUGGUCAAGUUCAAACUCCCAUGACUGAGACCCGGCCAUCGACAGCGGGGCUGAUAGAGCUACAUGUCUAUCUUGUGCCAGAAGAUCUAUGGAACCCCAAAUUAAAUAAGGUUUCUCUCGAUGUGAUCUGGAGAUUUAUUUCACUUGGAUUCAUCAGGGCGCCCCCCGAUAUGAAGCUGCGGAUGCUGAGAGACAGCCUUGCUGAAUUCCUGGGAGAAGAUGCCGUCACAGACAAGUUUGUGUUCUUGAAAUGUGUUGGGAGCAGUCUUGCUGUGGUAAAGUCAAGACAAGAAUAUGAAUUGAAGCUAAAGUCAUUUGCUCCACCAUAUGCACGUGAACCAGAAUUAUAUCUCCUUCCCGGGUUCAGUAAUGAUGGAAGUACCUACGGAUCCACAGUUACGCCAGAUCAGCAUCAGUUUCAGACAGAGUAUUCAGCCUCUGAGAAGUCUGAAGCGCGGGUUGAUGCCAUCAAUGAGGGAAAGAUUACAAUUCAGCCCAUCAAUGAGAACAAUCCGACCGUGUCCCAACCAGUUCAGGAUGAAGGCAGGAGCUACCUAUGGAAUAAGAAGAGACCGCACAUUGUGCCACUUACACACCAGAUGCAAUAUCAAGUUCAGAUUGACGACAGCAGCAUAUUACCUCUGGUGAACGGAAACGUCUCCAAUGUGAGUAAGAAGUCAGAAGUGGUCAGUUCUGAGGACACUAAGAAAUUAUCAGGACGAAACCCAACUGGUGACUCUGGGAUCGCAGAAUCUCUCCUGGGUGUAGAAAGUGAACACUCCCAAUGGAAACGACCAGAAAAACCUGUUAAAGAAAAUCCCGCAAACAGGAAGUCAAGAGAUCAAAACCAUCAGUUUGGUGAUACUUCUUUUAGACAUCUAGCAGAGCCAGCUCACUACCAGCCUCCGCCAUCUCCACCACUCCUACCAGAUUUCCCAACGAUUGAAUCUCCAAAAUCCCAGAUUCCUUCACAUGACGAGGCAAUUGUACAGCAGUUAAAUAUUAUAAAAGAAGAACGGAUCCAGCUGGAGAAAUUCCGGGAGGAGCUAAUAAAACGAAUAAAAUAUUUGCUAGAACAGCACAAACUCCGGCGCCAGCAAGCCAGAGAUUCCUGGAAAAAAAAGUAUUUUGAAACCAAGAAAGAGACAUCCGCAUUAGAAGAAAGACUGAACAAGCUCAAAAGUGAAAUGGACACUUACUACCAGAGGAUUCUGACACAGCUGGCAGCUCGAGACAGUAAAAAACGUGCAAAGCAUCCGACACUUGCUGCCAACUCAAAGGUAUCUAUAUCAAUAACCACAAAACAUCAUGAACUUGACCAGCUGAAACGUAAGGUGGACAAUGCCAGGAUCAAGCUGGUCGUCGAAAUUAAGAUGCGAAAACAGGCAUCUUCUGAUCUGAACGUUCUGAAAGCCGAAUUAGCCCAGAAGAAAGCGCAGGCCGGGUUGUCCAGUCCACGAUCACUAUAUGCAGCAUGAGGCUCCAUCGACAUUAUCAAAUGGCAUUUGGAGCCGAUAUUUAUCACCUUGUGCAAUGGACGGUUUUCUACACAAAUCAUAAUUUAUUUCAUGGAAGAUUGUCUGGAAAGGGCGCAGUCAUGGCAUAAUGUAAGCCUGCUUGCCUCUUGGACUGAAGUUUGAAGGACUAAAUGUUGAACUACUGGGAAGGUCUGCAUGUUCUAUUUGAGCCCAAUUGAGAAAUGUGGACAAUGCACAUCUUAUAGGGAUAUCUCAUGAUGGGCAAGAAUAAUACGUUUGCAAAAAGAAUAUUUAAUUUAUGGACAAAAAAUAUUAAAACAAUACUCCAGGCAAAACGACAUCUGAAAAGACAUGACAUGGAUUCAAAGACUUAGGCGCCCUGCACACAAACAUUUCGUUUUUCCCGUUUACGUUCCUUUUUUUGUGUUCCGUAUACGGGACCAUUAAUUUCAAAGGAUCCGCAAAAAAAAACAAAAAAAACAAAAUGGAAGGUACUGCAUAUGUCUUCCGUUUCCGUAUUUCCGUUCUAAGAUAGAACAUGUCCUAUUAUUUUUUUAUUUAAAGUAUUCAAAAUUGUACAAUCAUAGAGAAGCAUAAAUCGUACAUAGACAAUAAUUUGUACAAGAUAGGUGAUUGUACAAGAACAUGUCCUAUUAUUGCACACAAAUCACGUUCCGUGACUCCAUUCAAGUCAUUAGGUCCGCAAAAAAAAAAAAAAAAACUGAAUGCAUCCAUAUGUCUUCCGUAUCCAUUCCAUUUUUGCGGAACCAUCUAUUGAACAUUUUAUGCCCAGCCCAAUUUUUUUUAUGUACUUGCUAUUUAAACUUAAUUGUAUGCUUAUUGUAUUAAAAAAAAAAAAAAAACUGAUCACAAACGGAAACCAAAUGACAAACCGGAACGGCAAAGCAGAACGGAAACACUACCGAAACAAAAAAAAUAUAUAAAUGGAAAAACCGUUUUAAAACGGGCCGCAAAACCAUACGGUCGUGUGCAGGAGGCCUUACAAAAAGAAAACCCCUGUGUACAUCACCCCCUCUGACUGAACAGAUUUCUCUAAUUAAUCUGCCAAAAUACUGGCCUAUAGGUCUUGACCCACAUUUAUUAUGUGUUUUAGGCACUGGAAAAGGAGUGCGACUUAGCAGAAAGGGGCACCGCCUCAAAUACUAUAAUGUGUGCCAACAUUUGGCUGCAAAAUUUUGGCACAAAGCCAACCAAUAGGUAUUUACAUUUAUCAUACAGCAAAAUCCACAGUCAUAAAUUUGGUGCAUCUCAAGACUAAGUUUUUGCCAUCUAACAGGUUGCCCAAGUGUAUUCUUUUCAUGGAGUGCUCUUUUAAAUAAAACUUUAUGGUGUACAAAAAGGUGGCCCUCUGGUUAACCUGGCUGCUACAAAAAAAAAAAAAAAAACACCUAAAAAUGUCAUAAAAUAUUAUUGAGAUUUUUGCAAGUGUAAUUAAAAUUGGUAGAGAGAUUCCACAUAUAUGGUCUCCUCUCCCCUGCUGUCUUAUACCCGCUCCUUCUCAAGGCUACCAGAAAGCUAGAAUGUUAGGGUAGGUUCACACCUCGGUUAAACGGAUCCAGCAGGCUGUUCUGGCAGAGAACAACCUGCUGGAGUUUACCAGGUCUGGCGUAGUGCUACUGAUACUGCUAUUCACCUCCGGACCCCAUUGACUAUAAUGGGAUGUUGCAGGGAUCUGGCCGCUUUCUGGCAAAAAUAGCGGCUGGGUACGUAACAAUUAAUGCCAGGAGCAACAAGUACUUAUGUACCUGCCCAGCAGAUGCAGGUGCCCUCCCGAAUUCAACUGUAUCACCAUGCUUACGACAGCAAUACGGUUGAUUACUGUGGUGGGAGCAGCAGUAUUUUGUGCUGUACUGUGGUAUUUGGUUCCGCUGGGGUGGUAUUUUGCGCUGCACUAUGAUAUUACUGGCCCUGCUCACUUAAGUUGUCCCUCCCUCCUUGUGCUGCGUCGCCUUCUGUCAGUUUGGACUCGCCUAAAACAUGGGGCCACGUUUGUUUUUUCCAGGGCCUCCCUGCCGCUAUGAUACUCGGAUUUGCUUGAGGGGGGGGGUCAGUGAAAAUAUACAACACGGAUCAGCUUCUAGUCACGCGUUUUAAUAAGCAAAGUUGUCAAAAAGGAAACAAAAAGGUGGAACAUAGAAUAAAAUACCAAAUAUAUACAAAAAUUUUGAAACCAUUGCAUUGGAUUUUCCAUUAAUGUUUCAUUUUUUUAUUUUGUUUAAGUUUAUACAGUCUAAAGAAGUUCUCCGGACACAAUAGACAGGUAUAGAGUGGCAACACACACGCACAACCAUCACUCCAUUUACAGUACAUGAUCCCCACUGAUCAGAAACGUAUCUAUGCUGUGUAUUAGUGAUAAGGUCUUAUGGUGGGACAACCCUUUAAAUGCUAAAAAUGCCUGGCUACAAGUAGCCACCACUGAAAAGAUCAAAGGAACUUACGAUGGACUGUUUUAAGGAGUUAUCUAGUUUCAGCAAGAAACCAGACAACACUGGGGAACAGCCUAAAAUAAAGAGUUGAGCAGUACCUACCUAGCAGAUCCUGCGCCAACGCUCCAGGUUCACACGGUCAGACUGUCUACCUGGCUGUAGCAGUGACGUGACAUAUGUCCACUGCAGACAAAUCACUGACCUCAGCAGAUCACCUAAAAGGCCAGUGAUUUGGCUGCAGCAGUCACGUCUUGUCAACUUUAUGUCACCGCUGCAGCCAGGUCAAAAGAGCCCAACCGGGUGAACCCAGAGCGUCAUUGUGGGAUCUGCUAGGAAAGUACUGCUCAAAUCUUUAUUUUAGGCUAUUCCACAGUGUUGUCCAGUUUCUUGCUGAAACCGGACAACCCCUUUAAUUAUUGAGUAUGAUAUAUACAUGGUAUUCAGUAAGCUCCUGUGCUCCCUCUAGUGGUGGCUGCAGACAGCCAGGCACCUAUCUAUGCAGGGGAUUUAAAGAGUAGCCUGAAAACCACCACAUGUCCUGAUAGUUGGCUGACUCAGUUUUGCAUCCGGUAUCAGCAGCUUACACCCCUGCGGUCAGAGACGCGUACAUAGCAAUCUCAAGAAAUCCAUGUUUUUUGUAAUAAUUUACUCUAUUACAACCCUUUCAGAAUUGCCGUUUAUGCACCACCAGUAGGGCU
This is a messenger RNA of Bufo gargarizans (Asiatic toad), 4877 nucleotides long. RefSeq names its product spermatogenesis associated 1 (gene SPATA1). The record is from RefSeq and is a predicted model, not a curated record. Lineage: Eukaryota; Metazoa; Chordata; Amphibia; Anura; Bufonidae.